This is a messenger RNA of Gloeophyllum trabeum ATCC 11539, 1415 nucleotides long. RefSeq lists its product as uncharacterized. The record is from RefSeq and is a predicted model, not a curated record. The coding region runs from base 27 to 1295 and encodes 422 amino acids. The transcript has 5 exons. NCBI's taxonomy places the organism in Eukaryota, Fungi, Basidiomycota, Agaricomycetes, Gloeophyllales, Gloeophyllaceae.
CUUUGUUUUACGCUGCUAUAGACGUUAUGGACCCGCCGACGAGCGCUGCGAACGAGAAGACGGCGCACGAUCCUGCUGUUGCGGUGGAUACGGUGCAGCCUAUCGCCGCCACUACUAGCGCGAACGAUGCUGCUGUAGAACCGGGAGGCUCAACGAUAGACACGAGCGAGAAGACCUCGAACGACUCUGUGCGUGCGAUAGAUCCUCCAGUACCGACGGUGAUGGCCCCCGAUCACCCCAAUGGUAUCCCGCCUGCCCUCCCACCUCGCCGCGUGGCAAGUACGAUCUCCUACGAAAAGUCUAUUCCCCCCUCCUACACUCCUGCUGACCAAUCCCUCCAUCCCUCCUCUUCCACCCACCAACGCACCCCCUCCGGCUCCUCCCUCUCGUCGAACACAAGCACACUCGACACCCCCGACCCCGUCUCCGCCUCCCUCCCGCCCGCCACCCAUCCCACAGUCGCCCUCCUCAUCCCCUUCCCUCCUCCCUCCCAUGCCACCGACAAACAAGCCUCGAAGCUCCCACCGUUUGUCUUGUACGCCCCGCUCGCCGCGCCGCUGCAGAAGCCUCAGGAGGGCGAGAAGGAGGGGCUCGCGCACAAGGCGCAGCGGAAGUGGCAGGAGGAGGAGCGCGGGGCGCGGGAGCGGGGGACGGGGUUCAAGGCGAAGGCUGUUGGUCUGAUAUCGAAGGGUAUGGCUGCGACGAAGAACAGUCGCAUUGAGUUCCUCGUGCGCACGCCGAACAAGAAGAAGCUCAAAGAGCUCCGCAUGAUCUACCCCGCGUCGUACUCCGCGGCGGACAUCAAGGACCUGUUCACGGACAUGAUCAAGAAGGCCAAGGCGGGCGCGAUCCGCAACGGGAUCGUGAGCACCGCGAUGCUGCCGUUCGUGCUCGCGUUCGACGUGUUCACGUUUAUUAGCGGGCCGUUCGAGAUCAACGCCGUCUGGGCCGCGUCCUCGUGGACGGGCGCCGCGCAGGCCUCAGCCAUCUCCUCGCGCGUCACCUCGAGCGAGCUCCCGCUGUCGUUCGCGUCCGACGCGCGUCUGAAUGUGUUGGCGUACCGCCUGCAUGAGAUUUGUUGGCGGAAGGCAAGGGCGGGGGCGGUGGAGAAGCCCCGGUGGACGGGCACCGAUCCCAUCCGCCGCGGGCCGGACCUCGCGGGCCUCGUGCUCGACGUGCUGCGCGCGCACGGCGAGGACAUGGGCGACCUCGAGACGAACCGGACGCUCGUCGGCGAGGAUCUGGAGAGGUGCUUGAAGAAGGGGGCGAAGGAGUGGGCGAAGGUCUUGGCGUGAGGUGAGGGUGAGGUGUUGGAAAGGUGUUGAGAGGACGGGAAGGGGGAAAGUAAUGGGAAGUGUAUAGUACUGUUUAAGUAAGGUGUGAUUCGGAAAUUAUGAGAUUAAUGUGGCUCUGCA